This is a messenger RNA of Dermacentor andersoni, 814 nucleotides long. RefSeq lists its product as uncharacterized. The record is from RefSeq and is a predicted model, not a curated record. NCBI's taxonomy places the organism in Eukaryota, Metazoa, Arthropoda, Arachnida, Ixodida, Ixodidae. Gene Ontology annotation, biological process: symbiont-mediated perturbation of host defenses.
CUUGGAGACCGACCGAAAUAGACUUAUGUUUUGUUAACACGCCAUGCAAUAGGUAGUGUGGGCUUAGUACAGUCACCACUGGGACGUGGCGUUUCCUGCGGGCCCCCGUCAGAGGAUAACGUCGAGCCAUGAGCAUUGCGACAAAGACGCUGUUGUUGGUCCUCUUGGUUGAAAUGAGCAGCGCAAGAUUCUACGAACGCCAUAAGUUCCGCUGCAAAAUGCUGAAGAAUGAGGAAGAGUUUGAUUGGAACAAGUUCGUAGGAAAAGAGUGGAUGCUCGCACUCGAUGAAGUGAGAGCGAUCAAGGGAUACAGGAUGAUUGGGUGUCCGACGUUCACAUUUUACCCGAAGAAAGGAUACCGGAUGCGCAGAGAAUACACUAUUGACUCUGCUAAUCCACACUACACCGAGAGGGAGAACGGUACCCUUAAAGGGCAUCGCUUCGUGUUAAUGGAAGAACUUUGCCCUAUUUGUGACGAAAGAGACGUGACAGAAUACGUGGAAAUCGUGGGCACCGAUUAUGAAAACUGGGCCGUAAUAGGCAACUGCAUCAAGGACGCUGAUGACGAAUGGUAUCGAAUUUUUACCAUUCUGCUCAAAAAAGCCAACAUAAAGAGCGUUCCUGGCGGUGUUGUAGGAAAGGCCAAUGACGCACUGAGGAAGAAAGGAAUCACGGACAAGAUGAAAUGGUCGACGACGAGUUGCGUACUGGACUGACAGCCAGAUGCGGAAGAAGAUGGCGUGACAGUGACGUCAUCAGGAGGCCGGGCAACUUCGCUCUUGCGACGUAGUAAUAAAGCAGUGGUGUACCUGCA